Messenger RNA from Megalopta genalis, 923 nucleotides. RefSeq lists its product as uncharacterized. Lineage: Eukaryota; Metazoa; Arthropoda; Insecta; Hymenoptera; Halictidae. The record is from RefSeq and is a predicted model, not a curated record.
AAGUUUUAGAUGGCUGAUACCGACGCCUAUAUAAGAGACAAUUAUCGGCGUCGUCCGGUGUCGUAGUGCAUUCCAGUAUUCGCGCGGACACCGUGUACUCGAAUCAGCAAAAAAUGCGCAUAUGUGUGCUGGUGCUGGUGUUGGCCGCGAUCGCGGCCUCGUGCGACGCGAGCACGAACGGAUUCAAGCUGCAGAUGCCGCUCGCGUUCAACGUUCCGUUUGCGAGCGAUAAACUUGUCAGCGUUCUCACAACCCUGAAAACAUGGAUGCAGCAAGGUCAUAAGAAACCAGACAUCCCUAUUCUGGAGCCCUUCCAGACGGUCCACAUGCCACUGUCAGUAAACAACCCCUUCAUCAGGUAUUUUGGAAAUCUGGAUAACCCGUAUAUAACCGGUUUGUCGAACUUUAAUGUGAAGAAGGGCGAGUACAACCUUGAGGACAAUAAAGCUGUUGUCAAUUUAAAGUGGGAUGCUAUCUAUUUCUUGGCAAUGUACGACGUCACGUCGUUGCAAGUGGUGGAUUGGCCAAUGGCGUAUGGACAGGGUGCUAUGGUAGCGGUAGCAAGAGGUCUCGAGAUAACUGUAGAGGUGAAAAUCGCCAAGAAUUCUGGAAACAAGUUGGACGUGUCAGAUUUAAAAUUGACAGUUAGUCUGGACAAACUGGAAUUCAAUGCCAGUGGUUUAUUGGGCGACCCAGACGAGUCUACGAAAUUCAGCGAUAAAAUAUCUGCUGAAAUGCCACAGAUAAUCAUCGACAAUCAAGCCAAACUGUCGUAUUAUGGUGGCCAAGCCUUGAAGAAAAUCUUGGAUCAAUCUCUAUUAAACAUGACAUAUGAUGAUUUUAUUGCAAUGAUAAACACAUAAUGAAUUUCACGUUAGAUCAUGAUACUUUGUGAAUGAAUAAAUUAUAUUUGGUUAACAGAA